GAAAACUGAUGUCCUCCCUUUCCGAAGCAGUUUUCUCCAAAAGUCUGGAAGAGAUUCCUUGAUAGGAGGGGAGUUGGGUGGGGAAAGCUUGCGGUGGAGAAAAGUUGUCCCAUGCAGGCCGUGAGGUUGGAGCAGGUGUUCCGGAGGCGCGCGGUACGGAUCCCGGUGCGCCCUCCCCCGCCGUGUGAACUGGGGCAAAGUGCUCCUUCUCUGCCCUCCCUCUCCUGAUCUGUAGAAUGGGGGUGCUGACAGUGGCAGCUGCGUUGCGGGACUGGACGGUGUUGGCUGUCCCUGGCAUGCGGUGAAAUUCAGGGAGUUGCUGCUGCUGCCACGAAAGUCUACGCCCUUUUUCUCUGAGCCAGAGUGCCCUCGCACUUCUCUGGUCCUGUCUGCUCCCAGCUCCUUCUGACUUCCCUCCCUGAGGGCAAGUGCGGUCAUUCUCAUGGGGCGUAAGGAUUUCAGAGUUGGUGCUUCUCAUGGGUGGCAAGCAGAAGGGCUUCUCCCUCCUGGCUCCCUUUUUCUUCUUUCAGAUCUGCCUUCCGGAGGCUCCACCCAUCCUGGGGGAAGAGCCCAGAAAGAAGACAUGGCUAUUGGACAGAGGGAAGCAAGGCCUCGGGUGUCCGUGACAUUCGAGGAUGUGGCUGUGCUCUUUACGCGGGAGGAGUGGAGAAAGCUGGGUCCUUCUCAGAGAAGCUUGUACCAGGAAGUGAUGCUGGAGAACUAUAGUAACCUGGUUUCAUUGGGACUCCUGUUUUCCAAACCAAAAGUGAUCUCCCUGUUGCAGCAAGGAGAAGACCCCUGGAGGGUAGACAAAGAAAGUCCUGGAGGCCCCUCUCUAGGAUGGAAAAGCUGUCACAAAACCACGAAGUCAACUCAAACGCAAGAUUCUUCAUUUCAGGAGCUGGUAAUGAGAAGAUCCAAAAGGAAUGGACCCUGGGACUUUAAAUCAGAAAAACCCUGCACUUAUGAAUACAGAUUAGAGAAAAGGCAAGAGAAAAAAGAGAGUGUUCAGACAGUUUUAGUCACCCACAAAAAAAUCCUCACUGUAGAAAGAAGCCAUAAAGAUACUGAAUUUGGCCAAAAGUUCAGCCCAAAGUCAGUCCUUGUUAAGCAACAGAUGGUUCCCAGAGAAGAAACACCACCCAAAUGUGAAAUGCAAGGAAACCGCUUCAAACAGAAUCCGUAUUUACUUAAUCAACCAAAAACCAACACAGCAGAGAAACGCUAUAAAUGUAGUAUAUGUGAAAAAACCUUCAUUAACACUUCGUCCCUUCGCAAGCAUGAGAAAAACCAUAGUGGAGAGAAAUUAUUUAAAUGUAAAGAAUGUUCAAAAGCCUUUAACCAAAGUUCAGCUCUUAUUCAACAUCAAAUAACUCAUACUGGAGAGAAACCCUACGUAUGUAAAGAAUGUGGGAAGGCCUUCACUCUUAGUACGUCCCUCUAUAAACAUCUAAGGACCCAUACUGUGGAGAAAUCCUAUAGAUGUAAAGAAUGUGGUAAAUCCUUCAGCAGAAGGUCCGGCCUUUUUAUACAUCAAAAAAUCCAUGCUGGAGACAAUCCCCAUAGAUAUAAUCCGGGGAGGAAGGCAUCUGGCCUUUCUGGGUGUCAGAGAAUUCACCUCAGAAAAAAGUCCUAUUUAUGCAACGAAUGUGGAAAUACCUUCAAGUCCAGCUCAUCCCUGCGUUAUCACCAGAGGAUUCACACAGGAGAGAAACCUUUCAAGUGCAGUGAAUGUGGGAGAGCCUUCAGUCAGAGUGCGUCUCUUAUUCAGCAUGAAAGAAUUCACACUGGAGAAAAGCCCUAUCGAUGUAACGAAUGUGGGAAAGGUUUCACUUCCAUCUCCCGACUUAACAGACACCGAAUAAUUCAUACCGGUGAGAAGUUUUAUAACUGUAAUGAAUGUGGUAAAGCCUUAAGUUCCCACUCGACGCUUAUCAUUCAUGAAAGAAUUCAUACUGGAGAGAAACCAUGUAAAUGCAAAGUGUGCGGGAAAGCCUUCCGGCAGAGUUCAGCUCUCAUUCAGCACCAGAGGAUGCACACCGGAGAAAGACCCUACAAAUGCAACGAGUGUGGGAAGACAUUCAGGUGCAACUCCUCCCUUAGUAACCAUCAGAGAAUUCACACAGGAGAGAAACCGUAUCGAUGUGAGGAAUGUGGGAUAUCUUUUGGCCAGAGUUCAGCUCUUAUUCAGCAUCGCAGGAUUCAUACAGGAGAGAAGCCCUUUGAAUGUAACACGUGUGGGAAAACUUUCAGACAGAGCUCAUCACGGAUUGCCCAUCAGAGGAUUCAUACUGGAGAGAAACCCUAUGAAUGUAAUACAUGUGGGAAACUUUUCAACCACAGGUCAUCUCUUACUAAUCAUUAUAAAAUUCAUAUUGAAGAGAACCCCUAGAAAGUAGAUUUGCAUGUGCAAAAGCCUUAAACCAAAGCUCCUCAGAAUACAUGAGUGAAAUAACAAAUGUCAUAGAUAGGAAAAAUCUUCCUGUCUAGGAAAAACACAGGCCUAAUCAGAUACCAGAUUCCAAGGAUAAUCCUAGACUAUGUAAUAGAUAGUGAGGAAAGUAGAAAGCGUUUGUGCCUGUCAGGCACUUUUUAAAAUAACCUAAAAUGAAGAAUUCACUACUGGAGACCCUUCAGGCAUUUGUAAAAUAAUUAUUCUCUUUCUACAGCAGUGUAUGCUAAAGGUCAUAUGUGAUUGUCAUAAACAUCUGGGUGAGGGGAGGUGUGCCCUGAAUUUCUCAUUAAAAAGCCACUUCUAAAUCGGUAAUCUUUUUUUUUUUUUACAACACUUCAAUAGCAUAUAAAAGAUGUUAUCAAAUUAUACACUUCUAGAGAAAAGGACCAAAUAAAAGAUUAAAAAAGAACUAUAAACUACCUCUCAGGUUUCUGGGGUUUGUCCUUUUCCUGACCUGGUGUCAAUUCUGUGCAUGGAUUUCGUUUACAAGUAGAAAUAAAAGUCUCUUCUCUUCA
Messenger RNA from Hyaena hyaena (striped hyena), 2970 nucleotides. RefSeq names its product zinc finger protein 354A. Gene Ontology annotation, biological process: regulation of DNA-templated transcription. The record is from RefSeq and is a predicted model, not a curated record. The transcript is spliced from 4 exons. Lineage: Eukaryota; Metazoa; Chordata; Mammalia; Carnivora; Hyaenidae. Gene Ontology annotation, molecular function: DNA-binding transcription factor activity, RNA polymerase II-specific; RNA polymerase II cis-regulatory region sequence-specific DNA binding. The coding region runs from base 443 to 2392 and encodes 649 amino acids.